GUGCAUGUACUUUGUACACCCCCCCUUCCCCAACCUAACAGACUUGUAUUCUGAAGAAUGUAACAGUAACGUUAGCUAACAGUUAGCCACUCCACCAUGUCGCACAUAUCGCCGGUAACUACUUGCAGCUUUCUUGGUUGUUCCAAAGCCAGGACUGAUACUUUACACAGUCUUCCUAAAGACCCUGAAAUCAGAAGACAGUGGGUGCAGUUUCUUUUUACUUCGAAUCCAGAUGUGCAUAUCGGUACAACAACACGAAUUUGCAGCGCGCAUUUCAACAGGGACUCGUUUCUAAAUUGGGGGCCGAAGUCAAUGGGGUAUGCCAAACUAUUUGUUCUGAAACCGGACGCCAUCCCAACUAUUUUUCCGAUCCAUGAAGUAUCGGUGGAACACAUGACGUCGGGUGUGACAAAAGAUGAGGGAUGCCAAUAUGAACCACCCUCAGUAUGCAACAUUAUGGUACCAUCACCUCCAAGACCCGUUCUGGUACCGUUAAAACACAACGUGUCAACACAGGCUUAUUAUUACAGAGGAAAAAAUACAAACAAAGCCAUCCAAGUGCAGCCAAUCCAGAAGAAUGUAGGAGUCAAUACAAGGUUUACAGAGGACAUACCACACAGGGAUGUGAACCGAUUAAACUCUGUCACGGUGUACAUGGCGAGGAAGUAUGUGGUCUAUGAAGACUGCCUCCUUCCGUUGUUCAAGACUUGUCCAGUCUGUCGCGGCUCCUGCAGCAUCGACAAGUUCAUCCAAGACACCCUGCUCACCAUCAACCGGUUCUGCAACCACUGUGACCACCGGAGCCAAUGGAAAAGCCAGCCCUUUAACCUCCCAGCUGAAUACCUGUCUCCCUCAGCAGCCAAAGUAUCAACUGGCACAACUGAUGCUCCCACCGGCACUACUGGCAUGUCAACUGGUACCUCAACUGGCACAUCCACUGAUGCUCAGACUGGCACCUCAACAGGCACCUUCAAUAAUCCGACCUUGAAGACUGCGGAGGAAAGUGGUCUUCUGUUGGAGAGUAACGAUGGUGAUAUCUGCAACAAAGGUCUGGAGGACAUUCAAACCCUGGUGUUUGAGACGACUCUUUGUUUGGAUGACGAAGUUCACGACGACAAAGCCAUUAAGAAGAAACGUCAGUUAUUAGAGGAGAAACAAAAAGAGGUGGUGGAGGAAGAAAUGGAGGGGGAGGAAGAAAUGAAGGAGGAGGAGGAGGAGAGCUCAGAUAGGGAGUGGGAACCGGAGGUGGAGGUAGGUGAACUUCUAGCCUCAGAUUCCGAAGGGGAUUCCCCAGCGCUCUGCCCGGAUUGCGGCACGUUCACCAAAGGCUCGAAGACUCACGUCUGCGAGCACGUGAAGCCGUUCGUCUGUCAGGACUGUGGCAAGCGGUUCGUUAACGAGGUCUCUCUUAACAUUCACAGAAGAAUCCACAAGCCAGGCUAUGUGCACGAGUGCAAGUACUGCCUCAAGUCGCUCCAGAGCAGGCCGGAGAAACUAAGGCACGAGGAGAGCCACCCGCGUGUGGAAAAGCCCUACGAAUGCCCCGACUGCCCCAAACGAUUUAGCGACAUUAAAGCCCGAGACGGCCACAUUCAAGGUCACAGAGGGCCCACACAGCACAUUUGCAACAUCUGUAAAAUGGAGUUCAACAAAAAACACAUCCUGGAAAGACACAUGCUAGUCCACAGCGGGGACAAGUCCUACACAUGCCCCGAGUGUCAGCGCUCCUUCAACCAAGCGAGCCAUCUCAAGUCCCACAUGCGCCUCCACACGGGUGAGCGGCCGUACAAGUGCCAGCAAUGUGACAAGUCCUUCAACCACAACGUGAGUCUGAAAAGCCACGUCCAGCGCUACCACCCAGGCCUUGGCUACGGGACCAAGGAGAAGGAAGAGGGACAGGAGCUCAUCUCAAACUCAGCGAGUCAGACUGAACAACAGGUAAUGAUAGAGGAGAGUGGAGAGCCAGAGACUGGGCAGAAGAGAGUGAAGAGGGCACUCAGGGCAGGAAGGAAGAGGAAACGACAGACCUUUGACCCUGAGGAGUUUGUGGAGAGUAAGAACAGUGACUCAGAAUUCAACCCAGAAGUGGGGGAGAGCGGGAGCAACAGUGACUCUGACUUCAACCCAGAGGAAGAAGAGAGUGGGAGCAAAAGGAGGAGUACAGGUAGACCAAUAGGCAGACCAAAAGGUAGACCAGGGACCAGCAGAAAGAUCUAUGCAGGAACUGUUGGUAAAGAGCUUGAUGGAUCGAAUUUGAAUGAACACAAAUCUGCAAAACAGUGGGAGCAGGAGGAAGAGAGGCAGAGCGACCCGGAGGUGGUGGGGGAGAGAGGGAGCAAAAGGAAAGCCACAAGCAGAGGAAGGGGGAGAGGCAGGGGAAGACCAAAAACCAUUAGAGAGAUGCAUGAGGGAACUACUUGCGAAGAGCUUGUUGGAUCUAACCUGAAUGAACAAGUACCACCAAUAGAGACUGCUCUUUCUGAACUUUUAGAGAGUUGUUGGCCAAUUCAAAAUGUAGAUGAGGCUUUUGACCCAAUGCCAAAUUAACUGUUAGUUACUGAAGAGUUGUCCAGUGUUUUCUGUUUUUCUAUAUUUUGUAUACAUUGAAGAAAAAUGCUGUUAUGAAGGGACAUAAAUGUUCAGGGUUCAAGAUUCCAUUCUAAAGGCGGUUCAACGAGGAAACUACUGUGCCUCCCAAAUGGUACCCUAUUCCCUGUGUAGUGCACUAAUUUGCAUUGCAGAGUCUACAUUGCACUGCAGACUUACAUUGAGCCCUGGCCAUCAGCCUGUCACCUGAUUCCUAAUGUUCAACAUUUGUGUUCUAACAAACUUGACAUAAGUUGAUGUCCAGAUGAUCAGUUAUGAUCAUUUAAGAAAAUAGUUCAAUAACUGCUACUGCAGACAAUGGAAAGUGCCUUCUAUCCUUAGUCUUUAAUCAAAGACUAUCUUGGAUUGCAAUUUAUAUAUUUUGCCGACAAUUGUAAAACUUUUCAAUAUAGCAUGUUUAUUUGACUUGUAUUAUUAAAUGUAAAUGAUAUUACUGCUA
Oncorhynchus mykiss (rainbow trout) is the source of this 3046-nucleotide messenger RNA. RefSeq lists its product as uncharacterized. Lineage: Eukaryota; Metazoa; Chordata; Actinopteri; Salmoniformes; Salmonidae. Gene Ontology annotation, cellular component: nucleoplasm. Gene Ontology annotation, biological process: negative regulation of transcription by RNA polymerase II; regulation of cytokine production; regulation of immune system process. The record is from RefSeq and is a predicted model, not a curated record. Gene Ontology annotation, molecular function: DNA-binding transcription repressor activity, RNA polymerase II-specific; RNA polymerase II cis-regulatory region sequence-specific DNA binding.